This is a messenger RNA of Anastrepha obliqua, 726 nucleotides long. It is a transcript of the gene Tapdelta, whose product is annotated as translocon-associated protein subunit delta. Gene Ontology annotation, cellular component: endomembrane system; endoplasmic reticulum; membrane. The record is from RefSeq and is a predicted model, not a curated record. Bases 146 to 658 code for a protein of 170 amino acids. The transcript is spliced from 2 exons. NCBI's taxonomy places the organism in Eukaryota, Metazoa, Arthropoda, Insecta, Diptera, Tephritidae.
UGCUGCACGACGUGGCAUGACGUUUGUGAUAUACAAUUGUCAAAUUUGUUUUCUAGUGAAAGCAGUGCUGGUUUGUAACAUUUUAAAUCGGCAUUUCUUCUAAAACAGCUAAUAUUCCUUUAAUUUUGAACAAACGCCAAUAAACAUGUCUCGUAAUCUUGUUACCAUAUUCAUUGUGUGCCUUUGCUGGAGUGCUGUUCUUGCUACCGCCUGCAAUAACGCCGUAGUUAGUCCUGUAACUUCAUUCAGCACUCAAGAUGCUACAAUACUUACACAAGUAGCUCAUGUUGGUGAAUUCUCACUAAAGUGCUCAAACAAUGUACAACCAAACCUUUUUGCUGAGUUUGCUUGUGGAAAAAUUGUACCAGUCGCAAAGGUUGGCGACGAUAAAUAUCAAGUUAGCUGGACACAGGAAAUCAAAAAGAGCAGUGGCGGUAAAGUUGUUGUGCGUUUGUUCGAUGAGGAGGGCUACGCCAACGUACGCAAGGCGCAACGAGAUGGUGACAAAGUGGCAAAUGUAGAAUCGCUUAUUGAUAUUACCAUUGCUACUAAGGGAGCCUACAAAGGUCCCUGGGUAAAAGCCGAGUUGGUAGCUGCCUUGGCUGUUGGCGGUAUUGCUUACUUUGCUUUCACUACAAAGAGCAAAGUGCAGGGUUAAAGAAAAGUAGCAAUAUAAGCGAUUCAAUCUCGCUUGUUGAGAUUCAUAUAUAUUGAAUGAAAUUCAUU